Messenger RNA from Phanerochaete carnosa HHB-10118-sp, 1297 nucleotides. RefSeq lists its product as uncharacterized. The coding region runs from base 15 to 1055 and encodes 346 amino acids. Lineage: Eukaryota; Fungi; Basidiomycota; Agaricomycetes; Polyporales; Phanerochaetaceae. The record is from RefSeq and is a predicted model, not a curated record. The transcript is spliced from 2 exons.
AGCUCGGUGCUGGCAUGGCUGGCUCUAGCAUCACCUCCGGCGCUGGCAGGCCAAGCCCGAGCAGAAGGCAUUCUCGGGUGGCGAGCUUGCCCAGCAUGAAGACCCCUCCGAUCCUUGGUCCGGGUACCACGCAAGAGAUCAACAGUUUUGCCCCCACUGGCAGCUUCAGCCUGAGUCUUGGGCCCAAAGCGCGCGAGCGACAGAACCAGCAUCAGACCAACCAGGUCGACCAGCAAGUCCAAGACGACCGCAUGCGCCAGCAUCCUCAAAUGUCGUACUCGAGCGUGCGGACGACGCUGCACGGGGACGCCGACGACCUCAAGAGCUACGAGCAGGCUGUCUUGGCCAGGAAGGCGCCUACAAUCUUGAACUUGGUUCCGAAGCGACGAGGCACGAUGCCUGCGGGUUCCAGCGCACCAGACGUCAAGAGACAGGUCAACAUGAGCCCGCCACAUUUUGCGCAGGCGGCUGGUACCGUGGGAAAUUUGACCCCUAUACCUUCCUCAGUCAGGCAAACUCAGCACCAGCAGACAUCCGACCCCUCCAGCAAGAUAGGCGACUUACUCAAUCGCGAACGGCCGAGUAGCUUGUCGAGCAGUCUGGCAGAUGUCUUCGGGUCGCCUCAGCAGCAGCAUCAGCAGCACCAUCAUGAGCAACAACACGAUCAUCACUAUCCUGCUCAAGACCAGUAUCGCAUGCACCAACAAGCCGAGCCGUCUUCUGAUUCCCCGCGCGAGUCGUCGGUUGGUGCGGACUCGGAUAGUGCGGCGUCGGCGUCGUACCGGCCGUCCUUCAAGCGCCUAGCCUCUCAAACACUGGGCCCGCCGAACGCCAAGCGUGCGUUACUCGGCCCUGCGGGCUGGGACGACGUCCGUCACGGUUCGGAGGAGUCAGAGGCUAUCGAAGAGGACGACGAGCUCGACGAGGACGACGCGACGUCGAAGCGGUUCUCCAAGAGCGGUUAUGACGGGCGCAGAAGGUUCAGCAUGCCUGCACGCACAGACGACGCCAUCACGCUUCCCCCGAUUCGGCCCGCUGCAGUCGGCCAUGACUAGCUCCUUUUCCUCUUUGCAUGCGCGUACGAGGCCGUUGGACCCUCGUUAGAAUGUGAUACGGGCGGCUCGUACCAGCAUAUAUCGCACGAAUAUUUUCUCCCCCAAGUCAGCUGUCUCGUGUCUUCUGGCACUUAUUGUAGUCGUCGGCCGCUAAUAUGUAGCAUCUUCCACUUCUGUUCCGUUCCUCCUCUACGUCUAGUUGUCUUUCUCAACGUGAUUGUUCAACGUGUAUUAUAGUUUUC